UUACGUUAUCAGAUACCAAUGGACUAUUAUAACAUUAAAACAUUUCAGUCCAUUAUGUUUCGAUAUCUAUGUUAUGAACGCGCUAUAUAACAUCGAUAUAUCAGUACGACAGUACAGAUUAUAUCCAUCUAACGGACCAAAAUAGUUCGUUCCGGGAUUCCCGUCACAAUCUAUUGUUAUCAAUAACCGAGCCAUAAUAAACUAAUAACUGCGGGCCAUAGACUGUAGAGUACUUACAUAGUUACAUCUAACUCUGACUAUUCUGACUGACCAUGACAAAAUAAAUAUAAUAUAUUUUUUUUUAUAAUAUACUUAAUUUAUUUUGUCGUGAUUUUGACGUUUGAUCGUACCUCGUGCAGUCGUGCGUUUUAAAAUAAUAAUUUUCAUAUUUUCAUAAUAAUUAUUAUUUAUUAAUUAUUACCAUACUAUUACAAUUAUGUCAAAACGUAUAAUUAGUGAUUAUUUUUCUAAAAAUACAAAUCAAGAUAAUUGUGAACCAACUUCUAGUAAAAAUUCAACAAAAACACCAAGUACACUAAAUAAAAUGUUGAAUAUUAGUGAAAAAACAUCAGUUUUGGUUCCGGUUUUGAAUUCAAUAUCACAAUCGCCUUCAGUGUCAGUAUUUCAAGAUCAGACUGAAAGUAUGCAUGCAAAUGAAAAUGAUAUAAGCUUAUUCGUAAACUGUAGAUUAUCAGAUGCUGAUAAAUUUACUGCACUUAAAAAUGUAUGGUUACCAUUGCCAACAUUUGAGUUUCCUUUAAACCAAAAAAAUAAGAAAAGAGGUUUAAAAUUCCAAUAUAAAUGGUUGCUUCCAAUCCAAAAAAAUUGACUUAGUAGAAGCAGUUUGCCUUGCCGAGGCUAUAAUUUCAGCACUUAAGAAUAUUAGGAUUAAUAUUAAACAAGAAUUUAAUAAUAUAUUCUUAAU
Molecule: messenger RNA, 925 nt
Organism: Sipha flava (yellow sugarcane aphid)
Lineage: Eukaryota; Metazoa; Arthropoda; Insecta; Hemiptera; Aphididae
Exons: 4
Coding region: 437-829 (130 amino acids)
Source: RefSeq, a predicted model, not a curated record